Molecule: messenger RNA, 1993 nt
Organism: Syngnathus typhle (broad-nosed pipefish)
Lineage: Eukaryota; Metazoa; Chordata; Actinopteri; Syngnathiformes; Syngnathidae
Gene: eif3s6ip
Product: eukaryotic translation initiation factor 3, subunit 6 interacting protein
Exons: 15
Coding region: 118-1872 (584 amino acids)
Biological process (GO): translational initiation
Cellular component (GO): eukaryotic translation initiation factor 3 complex; cytoplasm
Molecular function (GO): translation initiation factor activity; protein binding
Source: RefSeq, a predicted model, not a curated record
GCUUCCUGCCAUCCGGCAACCAGCAUCUGCGUGGUUUAGCAGGGAUAGCUAGCUGAUCAUAUUUAGCAAAAUUACCACCAGUAAAUAAAACAUAUCCAUUGGAUUACUUCUGGAAGCAUGUCGUACCACGAAGAAGAGGAAUACGAAGGCUGCGCGAAUGAGCCGGACCUUCACACUGGUGAUCCGAAAGCCGACAUGGCCCAUCAGCGGCGGUAUGAGCGUCAGUGUGAUCAGCAAUAUGAUCAGCAGCAUGAUCAGCAGUAUGAGCAGCAGACCUACCACGUUAUCCCAGAGGUCAUCAAGAAUUUCCUGCAAUACUUCCAUAAAACCAUCUCUGAUUUAAUCGACCAGAAGGUCUACGAGCUGCAAUCCAAUCGCGUGUCCAGCGAGAGUAUUGAACAGAAGAUCUAUGAGAUCCAAGAUGUCUAUGAAAACAGUUGGAACAAGCUGACUGAUCGCUUUUUCAAGACGUCUCCUUGGCCAGACGUCAAGUCUAUUUCAGCACUUGUUGGAAACGACGCCGUCUUCCUCAUUCUCUAUAAAGAGCUCUACUACAGACACAUCUACGCGAAAGUCAGCGGGGGACCCACUUUACACCAGCGGUUUGAGUCCUACUACAAUUACUGCAACCUCUUCAACUACAUUCUGAAUGCUGAUGGUCCUGCUCCCUUGGAACUACCAAACCAAUGGCUGUGGGACAUAAUUGAUGAAUUUAUCUAUCAGUUUCAGUCGUUCAGUCAGUACCGCUGUAAGAUAGACAAGAAGCUGGAGGGCGAGAUUGUGUCCCUGCAAAACAACCCAAAGAUCUGGAACGUUCACAGUGUUCUAAAUGUGCUCCACUCCCUUGUUGAUAAAAGUAACAUAAAUCGCCAGCUUGAAGUCUACACUAGCGGAGGGGACCCUGAGAGUGUGGCGGGGGAAUAUGGGCGCCACUCCCUCUACAAGAUGUUGGGUUACUUCAGCUUGGUGGGCCUGCUGAGACUGCACUCUCUGCUUGGAGACUACUACCAAGCCAUUAAAGUGUUGGAGAACAUUGAGCUCAACAAAAAGAGCAUGUACUCCCGUGUGCCCGAGUGUCAGAUCACCACCUAUUACUAUGUGGGCUUCGCCUAUCUAAUGAUGAGGCGUUACCAGGACGCCAUUCGAGUGUUUGCAAACAUCCUGCUCUACAUCCAGAGGACGAGAAACAUGUUCCAGAGGUCAACAUAUAAAUAUGAGAUGAUCAACAAACAAAAUGAGCAGAUGCACGGUCUGCUGGCCAUCGCGCUCACCAUGUACCCGAUGCGCAUCGACGAGAGCAUCCACACCCAGCUGAGGGACAAGUACGGAGACAAGAUGCUGCGCAUGCAGAAAGGCGACUCGCAGGUGUUUGAGGAACUGUUCAGCUUUGCCCGCCCCAAGUUCUUGUCUCCAGUGGUGCCCAACUAUGACAAUGUGCCCGACAACUACCAUAAGGAACCCUACGAGCAUCAGCUCAACGUCUUCAUCGAGGAAGUGACGCAGCAAGCUCAGCUCUCCACCAUUCGCAGCUUCUUAAAGCUGUACACCACAAUGCCAGUGGCCAAGCUGGCAGGAUUCCUUGACAUGACUGAGCAGGACUUCCGGAUUCAGCUGCUCGUCUUCAAGCACAAGAUGAAGAACUUGGUGUGGACCAGCGGCAUCUCAGCUCUGGAUGGAGAAUUCCAGUCAGCUUCUGAGGUUGACUUUUACAUUGAUAAGGACAUGAUCCACAUAGCAGACACUAAAGUGGCUCGCCGAUAUGGAGACUUUUUCAUCCGACAGAUUCACAAGUUUGAGGAGUUGAAUCGAACACUGAAGAAGACGCCAGCAAGUAGCACCACAACCACAUCUGGAAGCGCCACAAGUCGAUGAAUAAGAACCUGAACAAAGAAGAGGAUUGACUCCUUACCUGUCGUUUUCAGGUCUUGAAAUUUGUUCAUGAAUUUUUUAUGUAAUUUGGAAACAAUAAAUCCACCGAUUCAUGGGCUUACAA